ACUAGUAGUCAGACAGCUCCUGCCUCACACAGCACAAGUCUACAGACCCCCAGACACUGCACCAUGGCUCCAUGCAGUGUGAGGACCCUGGAUCAUCAGGCUGGUGGCCAACUCAGAAAGCUGAGGAAACCGGUGAUCGAGAAGAUGAGGAGAGACCGGAUUAACAGCAGCAUUGAGCAGCUGCACAUCUUACUGGAGAAGGAGUUCCAGAGACAUCAGCUCCCCUCCAAACCUGAGAAAGCCGAUAUCCUGGAGAUGACGGUCACCAUCCUGCAGCGCCACAUGGCGGAGAGAAAUGUCACAGCCUCCAGCCAGGCCCAGAGAGAAGGCUUCUCCACCUGCGUCCAGGACUCCAUCACCUUCCUACCAGUUCAGAAUCAACAGGACAACAAGAAUAUCAGAUACUUUAAUGAACACAAUGUAUCCUAUGAGUUGUCCACUAUGAUGACCUCUAAUGAACAAAGUCUAUUUACUGGCAACAGGAGCAAAUCCAUUUGGAGACCAUGGUGA
Molecule: messenger RNA, 510 nt
Organism: Bufo gargarizans (Asiatic toad)
Lineage: Eukaryota; Metazoa; Chordata; Amphibia; Anura; Bufonidae
Product: transcription factor HES-5-like
Exons: 3
Coding region: 64-510 (148 amino acids)
Biological process (GO): regulation of transcription by RNA polymerase II; regulation of neurogenesis; anterior/posterior pattern specification
Cellular component (GO): nucleus
Molecular function (GO): RNA polymerase II cis-regulatory region sequence-specific DNA binding; protein dimerization activity; DNA-binding transcription factor activity, RNA polymerase II-specific
Source: RefSeq, a predicted model, not a curated record